AUGCUCUACAGGUUCUAUCAAGCCUUCUCCCGCGACUCCGUAUUCGUGCGAUUCGAAGAAGGGUGCCCUCAUCACUUCGGAACUACUAACCCCGAAGUAAUGGACAUUUUGUUUCGGAACGCCAUGGUGGAGAAGAACCACUGGGCAGAUAGCGCUCGGCAGGAAUUCCUGAAGGAGGGUACGAAAGAUAGCGAUGCAAAUGAUCGUGUUGAAUUCGCCGACGACGGAGACGCACUUAUGCAGUCGUUGGAUAAGAUGAAAGAGCUAUUUCAGGUCAGGAAUGCUAAUGUCGCUGAGAGCGAGAGACCCAUUAGCAUGGCUGAGUUCAUGAAGGAAGGAAUGGCCUUAGGUGUCGGUCCGCCCACCUGGUGCAGCGAUCGGAUAGGAGAAUCAAGCACUAUGCUCCCAGAUGGGACCAAGGUAUGUAUUGGAGGAAAACACAUAGACCUCUGCGAUCCCGAUUUCACGAUCUAUAACGAUGUCAUCGUGCAUCAUCCUGUCAAAAAUUCUGGUUGGAAGCGCUCUACCAUCUACGGAUAUCCCAGGGAAGAGCACCCACCGACAGCCUCCCACACUGCGAAACCUGUCCCCAGUCUCGAUUCCAUCUUCAUUAUCGUCAACUUCUUCGUUCCAAAGGGCACAUCUUCGAUUCCCGUCUAUCGCCUCAACGCCAUGGACUGA
Messenger RNA from Lindgomyces ingoldianus, 681 nucleotides. RefSeq lists its product as uncharacterized. NCBI's taxonomy places the organism in Eukaryota, Fungi, Ascomycota, Dothideomycetes, Pleosporales, Lindgomycetaceae. The record is from RefSeq and is a predicted model, not a curated record. The transcript has 2 exons. The coding region runs from base 1 to 681 and encodes 226 amino acids.